GAUGUCUGUUGUGCACAUCAAGCACAGCGAAAAAUAAACGGAUCGAUUCAUUAUUUGAAAAGCGGUUGAAAAGGCUAAUAGAAAGGGCAACAAAAUACUUCGUCUAUAGUCGUGAAUGGAAAGAAAAAUGGAUUGCAAAAAACAAGAGAUUAUAGGAUGCCAUGUGCAAAAAACUCUACUCCUCUAUUUUUCGAUGUGCCGAGUGCGAUUGUUGUUGUAUUAAUUUUGAUUUGCAUCCUUUGUAAAUAAAGAAACCCAGCAGCAGGUCCACUUUUUUCAAUGUGCUUCGUUCAAGCGGCAGAAUCAAUAGCAUUAAGAAUAGAAGCUGUAAGAAGAUGUCUUCUACGACUGCGCCAACGUCCGCCUUCCGAUGUGCUGUGCGAAUCAGACCCAAGCUUGGUCGGGAAGUAGCGAGUCCCGAGUGCGUUUUCGUUUCUGCUAACAAUACAGUGCUGGUCGAAGACCCUGAAACCGGUGAUGGCAGAGAGUUUGUCAGCGUUCCGCUACUCGUUCCACCCGACAGCACUCAGGAACAGACAGCUGAGAAGCUACAAGUGGAGUACUGCUUUUGACGUUGGUGCGGUUAAGUACCUUUGAUUACGAUUUUUAAGAGAAAUAAUUUUAGGUUAAUAUGAUUUACCGGCAUUAGCUGUGAACUUUAGGGUUCCUGUCAAUGUAGAGUAACCGUGUUGAUGGCUUAGAAGUAUUGAAGCUCAGAAGAAGUCUACGGCUCCGUUUGUACCACUGAGGUCUCUCGUCGAUGCGGUAUUGAAUGGUUAUCAUGGGACUGUGAUUGCCUAUGGACAAACGGGCUCGGGUAAAACGCAUACCCUUUUGGGUGGUUCUAAUCAGCUUGACGGCUUGGUUCCUAGAUGCAUAGAGCAACUCUACAAGAAGAGAAAUCGAGACAACGGCACGCACCGACGUGUAAGAGCGUCGUUCUUGGAAAUCAGCAAUGCUGUCGGCCUUGUCAACGAAGUUGUGACCGACCUGCUGGACACGUCGAAAGCAGGGUUGCAGGUACUGCUGUUUUACCUGCAAGCUUCUUCCCCGUGUGGCUAGCCGCAUCGUGUUCCGAAGACCAAUUCUUCUAAGUAGUUUUCGACAUUCAUACUUUCGACAACGUCCUUCCAGGUGCGCCACAGUGAAACGGGUGUUCCGUUUGUCUCCGAUUUGACCUGCGUUGAGUGCGAUACUGUUGAAGAUGCUUUGUGUGUUUUGCAGGAGGGCGCCAAAUAUCGACGCACGAGCAAGACAGAACUCAAUGAGCGAAGUUCUCGCAGCCACUCAAUCUUUACGUUGUAUGUGGAAGGAGGUACUACACGGUUAUUCGAUUAGCACUAGAACACAAAUGUGAUUAUCAGGAAUGCAAAGCUAGUUUAAGAUUCCACAUCAAGAUUUUUAUAGUGAACACUACUGAGAGGUGAAAUGCAAAAACAAAUGCCUAGGCAGAAAAUAAACGCUGUCCAUGCCAGAACAGGCGGAGUAUCUUCAAAAUGACUUGAUUCAGGUUCUCGCUAUGCGAAGUUUCAGUUUGUCGAUUUAGCUGGCAGCGAGAGGAUAAAGACUUCAAAAGCACAAGGGGAGCAGUUACUGGAGGCGCAAACGAUAAACAAGUCCCUCUUCACGCUAGGACAGGUGUUUGAUGAUAAAAUGUCAUUGUCUUCAACGCUAAUGGGAGCAGCUGGAUGAACGACGACUUCCUGACUUUGAACUCAAUAUCAAGCGAGAACAGGAGGAUUCUUCGAGGUGCUAGGCUUAGACCGCUCCGGUGAUCACAUCCUGAAUUUUUGCUUUUGACAAAGGAAUAUGACCUCCAGCCACGACAUGAUGACCCUCGUGGUUACUUAGGUCGAACUAAACAACACGAUUGAUUUUCCAGGUUAUUCUGGCACUGUCCUCUGCGAAUGGGUUGAGCAAGAACGGACAGCACAUUCCUUACAGGAACAGCCGGUUGACGGAGCUAUUGUCGGACGCGUUCGGGGGAAAUUCGUAUACGGUCUUUAUCACCUGUAUUUCACCAGUAUUUGCGGAAGAGUCGAUCCAUAGUUUGUCCUAUGUAACGAGAGCGCUGAAUAUCGAGAAUCGGCCCCGGAAAAAUACGUUGUUGAACAACAAUGCUUCGCCACAAAGGCAGCGGAACAACCACCCUCAAGGGGGUAGUAGCAGUUCUUCGAGUGCUUCCGGAAUCUCGAAGUUGCAGCUGGAGCAGCUGCGGAAUGAAAUCACGGCAGAUUUGUUGCGUGCCCAGCCUCUUUCGUCGUCGGCCUCGAGCUCGGCUACUGGAACCAUGAGCUCGCUCGUGCAGCCUGGGCACUUCGCCGGCGGGGCACCUUUGCUGGGAGGUGGCGCGGCUGGUGGAGCUAUCAAUUACUCGAGUGCACUGACAGCGGCGGUUGCUGGGACGCCGAGUCUGCCUUCAGGGCAGCAGGGUCGUAUGCUCAGGCUACUGCAAGCGAAUAUGUUCUCGAUCAUGUCUGGCAUGCUGCAAGACGCGGCUGCAAAGUUGGCAAGCGGGGAGGCGGAGCCUUCUUGGCCAGGCACUGCGCGCGAGCCGCACCAGGGGGCGACGGCCGCCGCGCAGUUGAUUCCGCCGCGCGCUCCCGCCCUCGGGCAUCCCGUUCCUGCCACCGCAGGCGGGCUGGUUUCGCAUGUCGUUGGAGGAGUUGACGAUGGUGGCGGAGACGCAAACAGUGUAAGUCAGGGAGCCGGAGGGAGCAAGCGCGACGAUUCGCAUUCUUUGGUGGAACAAGCAAUGGCCAGUGUUCGCGAGGCGCUUCCACCAGAGCCGCAUGAGGCGGGUUUGAACGACACUAAUCUUGGCCUGAAGAACAACGACUUGCGAGAUCUGAGCUUGCUCAAUGGAGCGCUCCACGAUGCCCCCGCUGCAGUCGAGGCGGAUGAGGAACCCUAUGAAGCAGUAGUCCGUCGCAUCCGCGAAGAGCACAGUCGAUUGAAGGCAGGAGUCGCACAGUUGCAGCAAGCAGUUCCAGAGGGCACGCCUGCCGAAAGGGGAAGUGCUGCAGGUUCCAGUGCUUCGGCGAGCUCGUCCUCUAGCUCAGCGUUCGCAGAGAGUAGCAACGGCGGUGGCGGUAGGAUAAAGCAGACUCCUGCUGCGCCACCUGGUGGGGGCAUUAUGCGUCCAACAUCAUUCUCAUCCGCGAAACAGAGUCAGCGUGCAGCGUCCCAUCCCGUAUCCGGAAAUGGUCCAACUGCGUCGUCGAGUGCGAGUAGCGCCGCACCGAAGAAGUCACGGAGGUCAACAAGCAAACCGACGUUGGCUCGGCUUCCGCUGCGAGAAGAGCGGGCGGAGUCUCCAGUAGUAGUAGCAACGGCCCAGAAGGUGCGAUUAGGUGGGCCACCGCCGCUGCCAGACGAGAUAGAGGCGCGGCCAUACAUUGCGGGGAAAGCCGGCCUGGACGGUGUCGGAACUCCCUGCAGCAGUAACGUUGAGCAAGGAAAGCGGGCUGCGCUUAAAGCAGUGGAGCAACAAGGCGAGAAGAGAAGAGCGCGGCGAGACAGCACACCGAGUCUGCCGGCAAUCGACACCGCUCGCAGUGGCCGCCCAUCAGCACGGAACGCGAGUAAGGAAAGCUCAAGUUCACACACAUCGAAAAAUUCCUACAGCGGCUAUGCGCGCAGGCGACAGACCAGAGCUGGUGAUAAGACGGCGCCAAGGGAGCAACAGGACGUCGUGAAGUGGACGAAAUCGCGACCCGGAGGUCGAGAUACAGAGAACAAGUCUGGCGGCGCCGCGGCACCCUUGCCACCGCCUUCCGAGAAGCCGCGGCGCGGCGUGCGACCUACCAGCCAAGGCGGGAGGCCGGCAUCAGGGAACGCUUUGGGACUAGACGUGGGCGAGACCUCAGCUGCAGCGGGAGUUGUGAAUGCUCCCUCAACCUCGGCAACCACGAUUGAAGAUGGCACGAUUGUGCCUCCGCUCUUUGCCGAUGCAGCGGAGUCGAUACUUGGGGGAGUCGAUGCAAGUAGGGCAACCGACGUUGGCGCGGCGCAUCUAUUGGCAGGCGCGGGAACGCCAGGGUGCCCUGGAGGUUUUCCCAUGCAGUCAGUGACGGAAGCAGACCCGGCCGCAGAGCGCGGGAGUGCUGCAAGUACACUCGUAUUGGAGCGGGCGGUCUUGUCAGGGGCAGCAAAUGCGGAGACUCGCCACGACAGACAAUUGUCGUACAGUCCGCAAGAUGACGUGGCGUCAAGUGCGAGGAGCCCUAAGGCCUUCUCCUCGACUCCGCCAAAGCUCAGUAGCAGUGAUGUCGAAGUGCGGGAUGCAGGCCAAGGAGGGCAGCUUCCGGUGGAUAGUGCUGGACGGCAUACUUUUUCAAGGCAAGCAGGCGGCUCGUCGGCACGCAAGUCGUUCUUCCAUGGUCUGCAACUCAAUCCGGGAGACACGCUGUCAGCCAAAGUGAACCACUCGACAAGUGGGGAGCAGCAGAUGAGUACCAGUGGCAUCGAUAAUAGUGGCCAUCACCCUGCUCGUGACGAGCUCGAAGCCGCACCGGUAUUGGCUUCUUCCAGCAGCAUAGCCUCUCCCCAGAGAAGCAAGACAUCCAGCGAUCUACAGGAUCCGGUCAGCCAUUUUUCGAUUCCGGAAGAAUCGCCUCCGCGACUCUCUUCUCCGCCUGAAGGUUCUCCGCCGGAUGGUUCUCAACUGAGGAGGAAGCACAACCCAGCACCCGCGGGAGGUCUGCAGCCGCCUUCGUUAGUUCUGACGGGUACUUCGUCGGCUACCAGUAGCAAAGCCGGGAUCGGUCAGACGGCGGGACGCAUAUUGUCGCAUCUAGUGAAACAAGGUGGAAAAAUAAUCGGCGGUUGUAAACAGAAGAGGGAAGAGGAAUUGAGUCAGAUGCUGCUUGCCUCACCCUUCAUCGCGGACGAUGCGGGUGCUCUCGCCACCAACAAGAAGCAGCACUUUGUUGCGGGAGGAAUUGUCGCUCCACCGGCUCCUCGGACGCCGAAUCUCGAAGGAGUGCUGGCCUCGUACAAGGCGCCGCGACUCUCAUCGUUUUACUCUCCCACACGAGCCUCGCUAGAAAGCCAGUGGCGGGGGAGUGAGCCGCGCUCUGCGCUACUCAACAAGGCCGCUUUGCCUGGGACUCUUGCCUCGCCAAAUAUCGCAGCGGGACUGCGAAUGCAAGGACCUCCUCAACCGGCAGCUAGUCUGACGAGUGCGUCUUCGAUUUCGACACGCAACAACCCCUCCAACACGCGGGCGGUCACAACGCUCGCGGCGCAGCUGCUAAGACAGCGAGGCAUCGUGGAUUCGCAGAACCGGGUGAUAGCCCCAACGCAGCGGCCGCCCGCAGCAGUCACACGCACAUCCGGCGGAGCUUUUUCCGGCGUUUAUGUGUCUCCGAAAACGGGUCGCAGUUCCCUAGUCAGUUUUCAGGACGAAGAGAACCAUCCCUAUCUUGUCAGCGAUGAGGUACUACAGGUUGCAAGCAGUCGUGUCCCGCAGAAAAGCCGAGGGCCACAAAUAAUUUCGAGCUCGGUCGACGCCUCUUCGUCCAUGUUACGCGGCAGCGUGGCAAAAGAGGACGUCGCGCAACAGCACCAUUCUCCAGGCGGGGUCAAAACCAGCGCACGCAGUGUCUUUGAGGCAUAUCCUGAGUUUAGUGACGUCGAACUAUACUCGCCAACAGCCUCUCCCCCACCCGGGCCAGGAGCGCGCGACGCUGCACUACCGACACAUACGACUGAAGGGCUCUCCGCAGGUAUCGGAGUUGUGCAACGACCAUCUGCUUCAGCGUCCUCUUCUGGUGCUGUCCACUCAAAAAUGGGUGAUCAGCAAAGAUUUUCCGAUGGCAAGGCGACGAGUUUAGCAGAGGUAGGCCUGAAAGAUCUGAAGGCGAUGGAAGAGUACAUCAGCGGACUGGAAAGGCGUCUGAACACUGCGCUAGACACAGCACGCACGCCAAAAUCCGCAUUGCCUCCGGAAAUCGCAGUCAAUUGAAACUGAAAUGUAAGAGGACUUUUAGAUGAAGGUAAGACUUUGCAGCUGGUUUUACGGUUUUGUUAGAAGCGGAGUUUAAACACCAUGUACUCAUACUUCCUGUUCUUUUUUCUUUUUUUGACUGGUUGCUCGGCACUGAAAGUGAACAUUAUAUUGCCUCGUUUCUUGUUGACCUGGUUUCAGCCGAUUCUGCGUUUUGUUGUUUUGAUUUUGAGGAUUGACCUUCAUGUUACAGAUACGAGUUGAGUUUGAAAAUUUGUUCAAAGGAAUUCUUGAUUUCGAAUCUACAGGUCGCUGUGAUAGUUUUACGCUUGACAUUUUCUGCGCACGUGAGAGAUCGCGACAAGCACUGUGGUAGUUUCUUGCAAUAGCAAGGCGAAAGACCCAGCAAAA
Amoebophrya sp. A25 is the source of this 6361-nucleotide messenger RNA. The record is from the annotation of a GenBank genome assembly. NCBI's taxonomy places the organism in Eukaryota, Dinophyceae, Syndiniales, Amoebophryaceae.